Mangifera indica (mango) is the source of this 2458-nucleotide messenger RNA. Its product is annotated as type IV inositol polyphosphate 5-phosphatase 3-like. Gene Ontology annotation, molecular function: phosphatidylinositol-4,5-bisphosphate 5-phosphatase activity; inositol-polyphosphate 5-phosphatase activity; phosphatidylinositol-3,4,5-trisphosphate 5-phosphatase activity. The record is from RefSeq and is a predicted model, not a curated record. The transcript is spliced from 11 exons. The coding region runs from base 88 to 2031 and encodes 647 amino acids. NCBI's taxonomy places the organism in Eukaryota, Viridiplantae, Streptophyta, Magnoliopsida, Sapindales, Anacardiaceae. Gene Ontology annotation, biological process: phosphatidylinositol dephosphorylation.
AGUUUCAAAACAACUACUUUCUCUUCAUUUUUAUUCUUCGUCUUCUUGGUCACACAAAUCUCUCUGCUCUUCUUCUCCUCUUCAGCUAUGAAAUCUAAACACAGCUCAAAGCGCAAGCGGGAGAGAAAUUGGGCUGAGCUGUGUUGUUGUUUGGAUUAUUGCUCGUGCCUACAGCUCUUUUGGCCUCGAGUUGUGCGUAAGUGGUUCAACAUCACCUCUGAUCACUCUGAUUACAGUGCUGACACCGACGACGGCGACGACGACUAUCUUGAUGCGGAAUCUGACAUCGAAGAAAUUAGGCAGUCAAGGUUCAGAGUUAACAAAGAGGAGGAAGCCCAAGUUGAUCCUAAUGGGGCUUCAGAUGCUUUUCCCUGGAUAAGAAGACGAAAGACAGAAACCUUUAGGGCACAAUAUAUAAAUACAAAGGAACUCAGAAUACAUGUCAGUACAUGGAAUGUUGGAGGCAAAAGUCCACUGGAUGACCUUGAUAUUAAUGAUUGGAUAGAUAUCAAUGAUCCUGCCGACGUCUAUGUGCUUGGUCUUCAGGAAAUUGUACCAUUAAAUGCUGGGAAUAUAUUUGGUGCUGAAGAUAGCCGUCCUGUUCAAAUGUGGGAAAACAUUAUUCGUGACACACUAAGUAGAAUACGACCUUCCUCUGCCAAGAUUAAAUCUUUCAGUGAUCCUCCUUCUCCAUCCAAGUUUAAGCCAGCUGAUGAUAUCCCAUAUAUAGAAGAGGAGAUAUUGCUUGAAAGUGAUGUUAAUGUUGGUGAGGAAGCUUAUCCAUUGGACGAUGAAACUAAUCGUUUUGAUGAAGUCAAGGAGGAACCGGUCAUGACUUCUGUCACUGCAUACUCUAUGCUUGGUGCUAAACUAGACAUGCCUGUAGGACAGGAUAUACAGAGGCAAUUUUCUUCUCCAAAGAAGUUAGAUGGGUUAUAUCGUUCGCUAACAGAAAAUGGCGAAGGAGAUAUGUCCUCAGUGCAAAACAAUCGCAGAUUAAAUAAAAUGCUUAGUGGGUCCGAAAAGAUAGGCUUGUGCUGGCCAGAACCUCCACUAGAUUUGCUAACUCAGAAUGUUUUAGAGAGACCAAGUUCCUUCAAAUCUAUUAAAUCUUUCAAAACAGCCAAGUCUUUCAAGACAUAUAGUUCUUUCAAGUCAAUCAUGAAUGAUAUGCCAUCAGGGAUAGCUUUGCUUGCUGAAAUUGACCUGGAAACUCUCAUGAAGCAAAAAAAAAGGUCAUCAUAUGUAAGGAUAGUAAGUAAGCAGAUGGUUGGGAUUUUCCUCACGAUAUGGGUACGUAGGAGCUUGCGUAGGCAUAUCCAAAAUGUGAGGGUGUCAACAGUUCCUGUUGGUGUAAUGGGCUACAUUGGUAACAAGGGGUCAGUAUCUGUCAGCAUGUCCAUAUAUCAGACUCUAUUUUGUUUUAUAUGUACACAUCUGACAUCAGGUCAAAAAGAGGGAGAUGAACUGAAAAGAAAUGCUGAUGUAUAUGAAAUUCAUCGAAGAACUCACUUCUAUUCUCAAUCUGAAAUAGGACUUCCCAAAAGCAUCUAUGAUCAUGAAAGAAUAAUUUGGUUGGGUGAUCUGAAUUAUCGCAUCAAUUUGCCAUAUGAGAAAAUACAAGAACUCAUCUCCAAGAAGGAUUGGUCAAAGCUAAUGGAGAAAGACCAGCUUAUACGAGAACUGAGGAGAGGUCGUCCAUUUGAUGGAUGGUCUGAAGGGACGUUGAAUUUUCCACCAACAUAUAAAUAUGAGUUAAAUUCGGAAAAAUAUCAUGGAGAGGAUCCAAAGGCUGGGAGGCGGAAUCCUGCUUGGUGUGAUCGCAUUCUUUCAUAUGGUAAGGGAAUGAGGCUAUUGAAAUACCGAAGGGCUGAAAUUAAAAUGUCUGAUCACCGACCUGUGACCGCCACAUAUAUGGCCGAGGUUGAAGAAUUUUCCCACAGGAAGCUACAACAUGCUCUGACAUUCACGGAUGCUGAAAUUGAAAAUGAGGGAGCUGUAACAGACCUGGGGGUUUCAGUGUUGGAUUGAACAACUUGAGAUUAGAUCUGGUAGAUUAACCUAUGGCAGAACUUGUAAGAGGCAUUGGAUUUGGGCAACAAUUAGCAAUUCUAUUGUUACUCAUCAGAUUAAUUCAUUUGAUUGUUUUAAUUUAUUCCUUUACCAUAUUUGUAUAUUGCAGCUGUAUAGUAGCUUUUGUGAUUCUUACAUGUAGGUCUCUGGAAAAAAAAAAAUGUUAAGAGCUGGUGUUGGCUCUCUUAUAUAAAUCAAUGUUUGUAAAGUUCUUCCAAUAACACCUUGAGGCAACCUUUUGUGAUCUGCCCUGAAGCUGAAACUUUAGUGUUGUAAAAGAUGAUAGAUUCUUGCUUUCGACAUUAUGAUUUGGUUCACACUUCUUAUAGGGAAGAAAACUAUGUAUAAUUACUUUAAGUACACAAAUAAGUAUAUAUUUGAUGUA